Botrytis porri is the source of this 2390-nucleotide messenger RNA. RefSeq lists its product as uncharacterized. The record is from RefSeq and is a predicted model, not a curated record. The coding region runs from base 102 to 1334 and encodes 410 amino acids. The transcript has 5 exons. NCBI's taxonomy places the organism in Eukaryota, Fungi, Ascomycota, Leotiomycetes, Helotiales, Sclerotiniaceae.
ACCAUCCUCAAACACCAACGGUUUCAAAUUCUCUCACAUAUCACUUAAUUGCUUUGUGCUGAUCAUAUAUACAUUUGAUGCCCUUCAAUUCCUCUUAACGCAUGGCUGAUAUCAACUCUGCCUUAGACGCAAUCUCGUCUGCAGAGCUGUCACCAACUGAACAUUCACUCCUGAAGCAUUUCAUCGAAGAAGCAGUUGAGCUAGAACUUGCAGCGCAAUUCAUACAAUCAGUAGUUGACCAAGAUAAAAACAAUGUGGAGAACAAUUUACGUCAAUUCAAAAAAGAUUGGAGAAAGUUGGCUAGCCGGUUAACGGUUGUUGAGACUAUUUAUAAGCCACUUGACGCUUUGGUUAGAGAAAGAGACGGGCCAUAUUGCACCAUGUCAAUGUUUCGAGAGGGCAAUACAAGGCCGGUGCCGACACCGGUUGAGUCUGCUCACGGACGCUUACUUCGCAUCCUUGAAACUUUUGUUUCUACACCUAAUGUGGAUCGGUUGAACACAUUGCUUUCUAGUCAGAUUCAAGAUAAUGUGAUUCCCUUGCGUAAUCUCUGGUUACUUUCACCGAGUGUCCAUAAGGCAUUUCGAGCUGGCCACAUAGAAGUGCGUAAGAGUGUCGAUGAUUCUGAAGACGUGGACACCGGGACUUUGCAACUGGAGACGUAUAAAUUGGCAUACAAGUAUCCUGAGCCACUCAAAAACCUCUUCUUUGGAAAUGGGCUUCAUUUUUCUGGAUCUCUAGAAUGGUUUGAGAUAUCUACAACAAAUCCUACAGAUCUCCCUUUGCCAAGCAAAUUCCUUUUUGGCAUCCACCGCCGCUUCACUACUGCUCUUCACCUUUUCAGCAUCGAGGAUCAAAUCAAUCGCGGCUGGCCUAAGCCUAAAACUAGCAUCUUACAGAAAUUGUUUGGAUCUCCCAUCACAAUUUUCGGACGAGCUUUUCACAAUUUGUGGUUAUGGGUACCAGACUCGAUACGAUUGCGCUGUUAUCGUCAUUUGUGGACCAUUGGAAAAUGGUUAUAUGGACCAGAAGAAGUACGAUGGGUUCAAAGAGUUCCUUUCGGACUUUAUAUUAAAAGAACGCGGGGGACCUCAUGGAAUGAAUCAAAUGCUAUCAAUAUGGUUGAGCGAUACACCUCUAUUCCGGCCCCUCGAAGUGUCGAUGUCGUGGAAGAUUCAAGCCAACGUGUUACCUUCUUAGUCAUGACACGCCUAAGCGGGGAAAGUUUUCGACGUUCGUUUCAUCUAAUGUCAUAUGCGGAAAGAAAUCAAUUUAUGGAUGAUAUCGGAAAAUGUGUCACACAAUUGAGAAAGAUCCCAAAGACUACUCCUUAAUUAUCUUUUUUCUGACACGCUGGGUGGUCCUAUGUAUGAUCAUCUCAUACCGAAUCGAACUGGUGGUCCUUUCAAUACCGAGUUUGAUCUCCAUACAUAUAUGUACAGUGAGGUAGGUGGGGGUCAAUCACUUGCAGAGAUAUAUGAUGGAGAAGAGAACAUACCUCACGGAUACCAGUUAGUAUUUACACAUUCCGAUUUACACUAUUCCAAUUUGUUGGUGGAUCAGGGGCGUUUUUGUGGUAUCAUUGAUUGGGAAUGUGCUGGAUUUAAGCCGGAGUAUUGGGAAUUUACACAUGCGAGCUUUGGAGUUUGGGGUAGGAAAUACGAGAUGUCGUUGUUGCGAAGGAUAUUUGGAAAUCAAUAUGAUAGGAUUCUUGAAAAAGAAGAGAUUCGAUGGAGGUGUGAUUCUAUCUUUUGAAUGGAAAUACCUUGCUGACCAUGAAAUACGGACAAUGGAAAGGCUAGGGAACAAAAAUGACGAUAACAAGCGGAAGAAACAGUCAACUUGACUUCAAAGAUUAAAAGAACUACAGAUCAGAUAUUUGCAAUUUAAAUCGCAACUACCCCAUAUCUAAUGGGAAACGCUCGGUUAGCCUUUAGUACCGUAACCAAAUGCAAGCCCCUCCCCCUCUCUCUUUCCUCACUGCAUAAAGAUAGCCUACAAGCCCGGCUAUAUCCUUAAAGCACACAAAUCCAGUCAAAAAAUCAAACCGUAUCCGAAACCAAGUCAAUCUUACCAAAACUCACAUCCACAUCCUACCAAUCCGUCAAUUCCCAGGACUUCACUUCACAAUAUUUGAGAUAUAUUGUGCAUCUAUCGACAUGCUCAGUAAACAAUCAUGUCUAUCAAACGAUAUGUCAAAUUAACUUAUUGCAACUCAUCUAUAAAACUUCUAAACAACCACCCACCUAACAACUACCUACUCACCUACCCAUUCACCUACCCAUUCACCUACCCACCCAACCCCCUCAAUAAGUAAAGCCAUAUCUUCUUCUCUUUCUCUCCCCUUCCCCCUCCAAGUUCCGACACCUCCCCCACAAUAACCAUAGCAU